Molecule: messenger RNA, 1338 nt
Organism: Gossypium raimondii (Peruvian cotton)
Lineage: Eukaryota; Viridiplantae; Streptophyta; Magnoliopsida; Malvales; Malvaceae
Product: putative hydrolase C777.06c
Exons: 10
Coding region: 74-1063 (329 amino acids)
Source: RefSeq, a predicted model, not a curated record
GCCAAAAAGAAAUUUCCAUCUUUUCUCUAUUGAAGCAUUGAAAAUAUUUCAAAAGAAAAACCAAUAAAAAAAAAUGGAGAACCAAAAGCCGCUCCAAAACGGGAAUAAUGUGGCCGGCGAUGAUCGCCGCCGCGUCGGCGAUGGAUCGGCGUUGAUUUUCCUUGGAACAGGUUGCUCCAGUGCCGUUCCGAACGCAAUGUGCUUGAUCCAGCCCUCCGAUCCUCCUUGUCACGUUUGUUCUCAAUCCCUCUCUAUCCCUCCCGAACAUAACCCUAAUUACAGGUGUAAUACAUCUUUGCUUAUAGAUUAUUGUUCGACCAAUGGUAUGCAUAAUUAUAUUAUAAUUGAUGUUGGGAAGACAUUCAAGGAGCAAGUUUUGCGAUGGUUUACUUUCCACAAGAUUCCUCGAAUCGAUUCCAUUGUUUUGACUCAUGAACAUGCUGAUGCAGUUCUUGGUCUGGAUGAUAUACGUGUUGUGCAACCACAUAGUCCUACGAAUGAUAUCGAUCCCACUGCAAUUUACCUAACUCAAUACGCGAUGGAUAGCGUUGCUGCAAAAUUUCCAUAUUUGGUUCAGAAGAAACUUAGAGAAGGCCAAGAAGUAAGGCGGGUGGCACAACUUGACUGGAGGAUAAUUGAGGAAGACUAUGACAAACCAUUUGUUGCUUCAGGACUAAAAUUUGUUCCUUUGCCAGUGAUGCAUGGAGAAGAUUAUAUUUGUUUAGGUUUUCUUUUUGGUGAAAAGUCUAAAGUGGCUUAUAUUUCUGAUGUCUCACGUUUUCCUUCAAACACAGAGUAUGUUAUUUCCAAAAGCGGCAGUGGGCAAUUGGAUCUUCUGAUAGUGGAUUGUUUGUACAAGAAAGGAUCCCAUAACGUUCACUUAUGCUUACCUCAGACUCUUGACGCUCUAAAGCGGAUAUGUCCUAAACGAGCUCUAUUAAUUGGAAUGACUCAUGAUUUUGAUCAACACAAAGACAAUAAGGUUCUCAUGGAAUGGUCUGAGAGGGAAGGAAUCCAUGUCCAACUUGCACGUGAUGGUCUGAAGGUCCCCAUAGACCUAUAAUUAGGUUUAUAGUUACGCAAUGAUCUCGGAAAAAAAAAUCAUCGUUUUCCAUACCACAUAGAAUUUGGUGGGAGAAGAAGAGCGAUUUGAUUAUGGUGAAAAGUAAAAUCAUUUAUGAAGCUUUUAGUAGCUCUGGUUUUUAGAGUUUUAUCAUAUAUACAUAAAAUUAUAUAGUAAACGAUAUCGUUUUAAUAAUUUUUUUACAAUUGAGAAAAGUCCAAAUUUAAUUGUUCCAACUUAUUUUAUCAGUAUAAUUAUAUAUCCAUAUUCGAUAA